GUACUCAAUGGUCUUGAAGGUAUUGAGAAUUACCUUAAAAUCUUUGAUUCAGAAGGCUUACAUUUGCCUAUCUUGCCAAUGAAGUAUAAGGAAUUACAGGAAGAAAUUAAAGGUUACACAGUGACUACCUUGCAAAAGGGACAAACUUUAGUUAAUAAAGCCGGUUCUCACAGCUCUUGGGUGACAGGAAUUCAGAAAAUGAUGGAAUAUGUUAAAAAAAAAGUAGAUCAAUUAACCAGACAGUGUCCAGAUUAUAAAGAACUUACUUUGAAGAAACAACAAUGGACUGCCUUACUUGAAGAUCAUCUACAUAAGGUAUCUCAGUCGAUUAAAAAAAUCACCCUGAUGCUUGCAGUCGGUAUGGAGUUUGGCUUGUAUUUGUCUGAAUCAGAAAGAGUUUUGAACAAACACCUUGAACUGGCUAAACAAACAAAGGAAACUUCACAUGAACUGGAAGCAGCUAAGAGAAUCAUUAAAGAUAUGGAAGAGUUUGAACCUGAACAGGUGGCAGCUUUUUCUAGCAGAACUGACUUUCUGAAUGAAGAACUGAAAAAAAUUGAAAAAAAUAUUAGUUCAAAACUAGAGAUUCUAGAAAUGUAUGUGGCCUUUUUAAAGUCAGCUAUGGAGGUAAAUGAUGAUAUCCAAAAUCUGAAGGAAUUCUAUAAAUCCGAACCACUACAAAAAAACAGGGAGGCUGAAAAUAAAAUUCCAAUGGAGUCAGCUAAUACUCAUUGGCAAAAGGCUAUAAAAAAGAUUUUUUCCACCCAAAGUAUGGGUUGCAAUUUUCUUAAUUUAGUAAAUAUGGUAAAUGAGAGUUUAAUAUUAAAAGUAGAAAAAUCUGUACAAAUAACCGAAGAUAUCAUUAUUAAUCUGAGCAAAGAAAAGAAAGACCUGACCGAUCUUUGGGUAAUCUGGAAUUUUAAAAUUACUGAAGUAAAACCUGUCAAACAACAGUGCCAGAUAUUUAAAGAACAACUAAAAACUACUACUCAUGGAUUAAAGAUCUUUCAAGAGGCACUCCAGCUGACAGCAACAGUUGACCUUGGAAGUGACCUUUUUAUUGUUUUGGAACUACAAAAAAAGCUUAACCAAAUGAAACCACAGUAUCAGCAACUGAAUGCUGAGUUUGAGUACCUGAUAAAAUUACUAGAAUUGCCAAGCCAGAAAGGAUUUCUUGUGAAAGAGAAUUCUGAAAGAAUAAAUGAGCUUACUCAUUUCCAUCAAACGGUAAAGGACACAAUGACAAAAUAUGAUGAGAUUUUCAACAAAACAGUCAAAUUCCAUCACAUUAAAAAAGAACUGGAAUGUCUAUCGAAAUCAGGAGAACUGGAUAUUCCUGAAAUAUGUGAGGACCCUGAAAGUGUGCACUAUGCUAAAGCCUGCCUUGUGAAUGCUCAGAAGAAACAUGCACAUAUCAGACAGCUAUAUAAACUGCUUAUUACCCAGGGAGUGGAUAUCUUGUCUGCAGUGCAGCAACCUAAUUGCUUGAAUGUUUCUGUAAGGAAUCUGAAGCAAGAACUUGCUAGAUUUGAGUUUGAGAGUAUUAACUGGAGCUCCAAAGCUGAUAAGUAUGAGGAAGAACUGUCACAGCAUUUCCAGCAUUGCACCAAUCAAGAGGAAGUAAAUGAGCUCAGAGAAUCAUUUAAGGAUCUCAAAAAGAAAUUCAACAAUUUGAAGUUUAACUAUACAAAGAAAACUGAAAAAGCUCGGAAUUUGAAAGUACUUAAAAUACAGAUUCAGCAAGUUUAUACACAUGUAGAGAAACUACAGAUUCUUAGAAAGAAGAUGGAUAAUUUAGAGAAGAAAGUCAUUGGCUCUGUAGCGAAUGAAACUAAUGCUAAAGUUAGAGUCCUCUUGGGGUCAAUCAGUGACUUAGAAAAACAGCUGAAUGACUUUAACAGAGUUGUGGAGGAUUACAAGCAAAAUCUGGAUCUCAUGGAGCAUCUGCAGCAGAUGAUGGAAGAGUGUCAAUUUUGGUUUGAAGACAUGAGUGCAACAGUUAUUAGAGUUGGCAAGUAUUCUGCAGAAUGCAAAACGAGAGAAGCAAUAGAGAGUCUCUACCAGCAAUUCAACAAGUUUAUUGAGCCUACAAUGCCUCAACAAGAAGAAAAAAUUCAACAGAUUAUAGACCUCGCUAAAUGGUUAUAUGGUAUUGAAGAAGGAAAGAAGUAUGUUGAAAAAGCCAUAUUAAAGUACAAAGAAAUCAUUAAUUCUGUUGACAAGUUGUGUAGAUCUCUGAGAGAACUGAAGGAGAUUAAGAAAGAUGAGUUUUCUGAAGAGUUGGUUACUGUUCAAAAAGAAGAAAGAAAUGGUCAAGAAGCGUGUGAGGCUGUUAUUAAAGACAAAGUAGAGGAACAAAAGCAGCAGGAGAGGAAUAAAUUGGCUGAUAUUCCAAUCAUCUGUCCAGCUGGUGAGGAUCUUGUUUCACAGGAUACAGAGCUGUCAUCUUCAGCCAAAGAGGAUAGUUUACAGGCUGAAUUCCUGGCAGAAGAAAUGCCCUCUGGAGAUGAAUAUGAGUGUAUAUCACCUGAUGAUAUCUCUUUGCCACCGCUUUCUGAGACACCAGAAUCCAACCUCUUGCAUUCUGAAGCAGAGCUAGAAGAGCAGUGCUGUUGUAGUUCUCAUAGCCUGCAUGUCAGUUCCUAUAGCUUGCAAAUGCAGAAAACCACUAGUAAUAAAAAAGUGAUGGAAGCAUCUGAUCUUUUAACAAACUCUGCUUACGCUGAUGCUACAAACAAUAGAAUGAAAAGCCCAUCAGAUCAGUUUGAGAAGUUUUGUAUCUCUUCAACAGAUUCUGGUCCAAAAGUCAGAGCAGUAUCUCCUUUGACUUGUAGCUUACAAGGAAUAUCCGAAGCUAGCACUGCAUCCUGCACUAUAAAUGCCAAACCAGUAUAUAGCAUGACGAGUGAAGUGUGCAAAACACAUUUGCAACACCUUGAACUUCAUAAAAACAUGGCAGAAACACAAGAACAAUUGCAUGACUUGAAUAACUGUACUAAAACCCAGGACAGGCUGCAUGCUUUGCCUGAUACAUUCUCAGGUUUUGUGUUUCAAUCAGACACCACCAGAAGCUGUCAGAGGCAGAUGGUCACCCGAGAAGAGAUUAAAAGUUCAUCAGAAAGGAACAGCAUGGCCAGCCUAACUGGACAGGCGCCUAACUUCUCCCAGCUUCUGUCUAACAAAACGGUCAUGGAAGGUUCUCCAGUAACUUUGGAAGUAGAAGUAACAGGAUUCCCAGAGCCUACACUGACAUGGUACAAGAAGGGAGAGAAACUGACUGCAGAUGAGCACUUAAAGCUUUUACAAAAGGAGACAAAGCAUACUUUGUUCAUUCAGAAGGUGUGUGAUAAAGAUGCUGGCCUCUAUGUUGUUCGGGCUAAAAAUUUGAACGGCACUAUAUCAUCAAGUGCUAUUCUCCACGUGAAAGGUAACAGGCCACCUAUUGCAAGAAUAGACUGGAUAAUGCUGUGUGUCAUCUAUAUUAGCGUAUCACUAAUGUACUGGCUAUUCACUAAAUAUGUACAAUAUUGA
Messenger RNA from Leptosomus discolor (cuckoo roller), 3531 nucleotides. The record is from RefSeq and is a predicted model, not a curated record. NCBI's taxonomy places the organism in Eukaryota, Metazoa, Chordata, Aves, Leptosomiformes, Leptosomidae.